Lycium barbarum (goji berry) is the source of this 478-nucleotide messenger RNA. RefSeq lists its product as uncharacterized. Lineage: Eukaryota; Viridiplantae; Streptophyta; Magnoliopsida; Solanales; Solanaceae. The transcript has 2 exons. Bases 99 to 368 code for a protein of 89 amino acids. The record is from RefSeq and is a predicted model, not a curated record.
AUUAGUUUGCCAAUUUUAUUCGGGGUGUCACCUAUUAUCCAUAGCAAAAUUUGGGAAGUCUGUAGAAGAUGCAAGUCUGAUUAGAAGUUGAUUGUUCCAUGGCGGAAAAAGCAGGAAAAAUAGAGGGAGUAGAGAAGGUAUGCAAGAGAUGCAAACAGACAUAUACUUCAGCUUCUAACAACUCAAAUUCCUGUCGAUUUCAUCCUUCUUUCUUUGUCUGUCGUCGUCACGACGAUCAGAAAAGGUAUUAUGAACUAGGACCAGAUGAUCCUCCUUAUGCUGCCAAGUUUUAUGAUUGCUGUGGAGCAGAAGAUCCUGAAGCAAGUGGCUGUACCACCAGUUUCCAUGUUUCAUAUGAUGAUAAAUAGGAAGAUUCUCAUGGUUGUUAUGUAACCUUUCUGUAAAUUAGAAACUGUACGUGAAAGAAUUUUGCCCUUUGAUCUGAAAUGGACAGUCUCCACAUGGUCUACAUAUUUUA